AUGAAUAUUUUUGAUAGAAAAGCGAAAAUACUGCAAAAAGAACGGGCGGCCCUACGUGAGGAUUAUGAAUUGGCUGAAUAUAUAAAGGAAGAGGUUGGUUGGAGAACAGCUGAUCGAGUUUUCGAUAUAAAAAGGACAUUCAAAAAUGCAGUAGAAUUAGGAGCUGGUAGAGGAUAUGUGUCCCGUCAUUUUCUUCCUGAUAGUGUUGAAAAAAUAACCCUGUGUGACACAUCACAAACACAUCUGGAUAAAGCUAUAGUUGGUGAUGGAGUCAAAUUUGAGAAGGUUGUUAUGGAUGAAGAAAAUUUUGAAUUUCCAGAUAAUAGCAUUGAUUUGCUGGUGUCAUCUUUGGCCCUGCAUUGGGUAAAUGACUUACCUGGGUGUUUCGAUAGAGUCAUGAGAUGUCUACAGCCAGAUGGUGGCCGCUGCCUGGGGGCGCCCCGGGCCGCCAGCCGAGCGCGAGGAGCUGCACGAUCACCUAUCAGCCCCUCGCAUCCAUCAUCCCCACCAGAAGGCUUGGUGUCGGCUGGGUCUUCUCGGACUCAGCAAGCGGCACCCGCCGCUGGUGGAGCACGUCGCAUGCGUUGGACAAAAUCUAUGAACGAAAACGCAUUGCGGGCGUACUAUAAGGCGAAAGGGGAAGAAACUGUGGGAAUAGCGUAUAGGUCUCGGAUGCAUUGCUUUUUUGCUGAGCUGGAGCCUUCUAUUCCUGUCACGGAACAACACCUGGCAGACCGAAUUCGGUACAUCAUGCGCUCGAAAAUAUUUGAUGAUGCCGAACUCGAACGACUACAACGUGAGGCUAUUCCGUCGUCGAAUGAAUCGGCUAUGGCUGGAGAUGCAGCUCCACAUUCGACAGACCAGCAUCCACACGUGGAAGCCGCCAUGGAUCUUCCAGCUGUGGUUGAUUCGAACGUCGAUGAAAUAGUCUCCCACGAACUAGAGCAAAUGAGGAGUAUAUUGGAAGAGGCGAUUUUGGAAACGCGCAGCACCCCUCUCGAAAUUCGACCGCGACUUCCCCGCAUACCCCUAAGCAAGCGAAAUCGGGCUGUCGUGAGGGCUCUUAACCCAAUGCUGGUGACCUAUUUGGAAGCCAGCCGGGACCUUUGCGAGACGGACUCAAUUCUCUUUGGCGCCGCAGUGGCAGUUUGCCGUAUUAUUGGCGCCAAACUUCCCAUGGCUGGACGCGCUACUACACAAAGUAGCGCCAUCCCAGCCUGGAGAAAAAUAAUCGAGGACCGUGUUGCAAAGGCAAGGGCCCUUACCGGCAGACUGACAAGCUUCAGGUCGGGUAAUAAUAGACCGAGGAUUUUGCGCACCGUUAGGAUGGCGUUUGCUGGGACAAAUAUCAGUUUGUCCCAGCCGGAUAUCACGCAGAAACUAACGGAGCGCAUAGACGACCUGAAGCAAGAGGUCAAGGCGGUUCAACCAGAAUCGUCUCUUCCAGAGUGA
Parnassius apollo (apollo) is the source of this 1452-nucleotide messenger RNA. The record is from the annotation of a GenBank genome assembly. Lineage: Eukaryota; Metazoa; Arthropoda; Insecta; Lepidoptera; Papilionidae.